CCUCAAGGGAAGCUAUGGAGUAAAAGAAGAGAGAGAAGGGAUUUUAGAGAGAGAAAGUAGAGAGAGAAAAUGGUUCAGAUCGUGAAGAGGAAGAAGAAGGGCCGGCCAUCGAAGUCAGAUCUCGCUGGCCGGAGCACCGCCGAGGGGGCGCAGCCCGAGCGUGACCUCCGCCGGAGCCACCGGCGCAGAAGUGUCAGAUACAAUAUUGACUACGACGAUUACGUCGACGACGAUGACGAGGACGAGGAGGAUGAACGGCGGAGAGAGAAGAAGCUGAAGCUGGUGCUGAAGCUUCCACACAGUGAGAGCGCUGGCGAGUCGGCGCCGAGUGGAACCCGGAGGGACGGGAACGAGUCGGGCGUGUCCGCGUCGUCAUCGGAGUACGGGAAUAAGCCGCUGAAAAAGCGCAGAAUCGACGGCGAAGACGAUGAUGACGACGGCGACGGCGAUAACGAUGAUGAUGAUGAUGAUGAGGAAAGAGGACGGAAGGCGGAUUCAAAAGGGAUGGACUCUGUUCUAGGUACGCCAGCAGAGGUUUCAUCUGGGAUUCCAUUGCCUGAUAAGAAGUCACUGGAGUUGAUUCUUGACAAACUUCAGAAGAAAGAUAUAUAUGGUGUUUAUGCAGAACCAGUGGAUCCUGAAGAGCUGCCUGAUUAUCAUGAGGUGAUUGAGAAUCCAAUGGACUUCGCCACAGUGAGGAAGAAACUUGGGAAUGGGUCAUAUCGGACCUUUGAGGAAUUUGAGAGUGACGUUUUUCUGAUUUGCACCAACGCAAUGCAAUACAAUGCCCCAGAUACCAUAUACCAUAAACAGGCACGCGCCAUUCAAGAGCUGGCAAGAAAGAAAUUCCAGAAGUUAAGAAUUGACAUUGGACGCUCUGAGAAAGAGCUCAAGUCAGAACGCUCCGAGAAAGAGCUCAAGUCAGAACGCUCUGAGAAAGAGCUCAAGCCGGAGCGCUUUGAGAAAGAGCUCAAGUCCGAACGCUCUGAGAAAGAGCUCAAGCCAGAACGAUCUGAGAAAGAUCUCAAAUCAGAACAGAAAAUGAGAUCCAACCCCUUGGUUAAGAAGCAAAUAAAGAAGCCGAUUUUCCGGACUGCACAGGAACCUGUUGGCUCCGAUUUCUCGUCAGGUGCCACUCUUGCCACAAUGGGAGAUGUCCAGAAUGGUUUUAAUGCAACCCAAGCUGGUGGUUGUGAAAGACCAAGCAAUGUUGAUGGCCUUAUAAUUGAGAGUAAUCCUUCCCAGAUUGAUAAUAAUCUAGAGAAGGCAGAAGAACUAUUCUCAGGAAAGGGUCUCCUUUCUAAAUUCGGGAGGAAGCCAUUUGUGCUUGAUGAGAACCGUCGUGCAACAUAUAGCAUAUCCAAUCAACCAAUUGUUGGAUCUGAGACAAUAUUUAAUACCUUUGAGGCUGAAGCCAAACAACUGGUUGCUGUUGGGCUUCAUGCAGAUCAUUCUUACGCUAGGAGCCUAGCUCGUUUUGCUGCUACUCUUGGACCUGUUGCUUGGAAAGUUGCCUCCCAGAGGAUUGAGCAGGCACUUCCUGUGGGGUCCAAAUUUGGUCGUGGGUGGGUUGGAGAAUUUGAGCCACUUCCGACCCCAGUUUUAAUGCUUGAAACUCGCAUACAAAAGGAACCUUUUUUGGUUCCAAAGUUGCAGCAUAAUGCUGUUUUGCGGAAGGAUGACAAAAUUUCUAGAUCCCCAGUUCCUGCCAAGGAGCAUUUUGUUAGUGGGCCUACUUUAGAAGGGAAGCAAUCUUUGUUUUGUCCUGCUAGUGCACCUACUACAGAAAGGAAACAAUCUUUGUUUGGUUCUGCUGGAACAAAAUCCACUCCCCCUGUCAAUACUGGUAAUCAGCAGCAAAACCCACUAUCCAGGAAUUUUACCCAGCCUGAGAAUAAGGUUUUAAAGCAAGUUGAAUUGAAUUGCCCACCCUCAGCCAGUCAAAACCAUGCAGAUCUUGUUUCAGAAAAGCAGCUCCUGAAUGGUUCAGAGGCUGCAACUCCCAGAUCAAUGGAGGCUGUGUCAAGAAACAGGAAUAUUUUGCAGUCGCUACCCUUUAAGCUGCCAGAUACUAAUGGAGUUGUUGCAGGAGGAUUGACCAAUGGAAAACCCUCAAGUAGAAUAGAUGGUAAUAAAAUGAUUGGUUCUGCCUCUGAUACUGUUCCGAGUCAAAUGGCUAGAGUGCCUACUUACCUUCCCCAUGGAGCAGAGCAGGGUCUCAGUGACCCAGUUCAGUUGAUGAGGAAAUUAGCUGAAAAGGCUCAAAAGCAGCAGAAAUCUUCAAAUCAUUCCCCAGUUGAUAGUCCACCUGCUAUGCCAUCAAUCCCAUCCCCAAGAAGUGAUUCAAGCAAUGCUGCAGCUACUGCAGCACGGGCAUGGAUGUCCAUAGGGGCUGGAGGGUUUAAACCAGUUGCAGAAAAUUCAAUUACACCCAAAAAUCAUAUUUCUGCAGAUUCCCUGUACAAUCCAACGAGGGAGCUCCACCCACAAGUUACACGAUUUCGAGGUGAAUAUCCUGUUUCUGGUGGGAUGCAUUUUCAGUCCGAGAAGAACAGUUUUCCACUUCAGGCCUUUGUUCCACAGCCUGUUCGAAUAGGUGAAGCACAGUUCCAAAACAGACCAGUGAUUUUCCCUCAAUUAGUGACGGCUGACUUGUCUAGAUUUCAGAUGCAGUCUCCUUGGCAAGGUCUUAAUCCAAAUACCCAGCCAAGGCAUAGACAGGAAACACUUCCUCCAGACUUGAAUAUUGGUUUCCAACCAUCAGGGUCUCCAGUGAGACAGUCUUCAGGCGUUCUGGUUGAUUCUCAGCAGCCUGACCUGGCUUUGCAACUCUAAGUGGGCAUUUGUUCGAGAAAUAUGUCAAAAAGGGAAGAGAAAGCAGAGUGGCUCAUCACAGGAUGUGAAAUUUUGUCUCUGCUUAGUUGCAUCACAAGUGAAAGAAGCCCCUGCUUGGAUACAUCAUUUUCGGUCCGGGUCAAAAACUUUGAGAUGACUUGGUUCAAGUCUUGGACUGUGAUUUACUCAUGGAUAAAAUGGAGUUGUACAACUCAGAUGAAUUCAAAAUUUGGUAGCAUGCUCCAGAUGCGAUUCUACGGAUCCAAGGAAAGAUAAUUGCAAGCAGAGCUACUUGUUUUAAUCUUCAUUUCCAAAUGAGGACUACUGACUUUGCAGCGGCCACAUUCAUGUUUUCUCAGAAAAUCUAGAACCUUAGAAGAGAAUACAAGGAUGAUUUGUACUGUGAUUUUUAUUGGGUAUUUACAAGUUUUUAGUCUCCAGAUUUACACAUAAAACUCUCAGUUGAUGCAUUGUACAUCAAUUACAGGCGGAUGAGGAUCAAUUAUUUAGAUUUCAGGUGUAAUAUGCAUUUUAUGUAAUUGCUUUGAUGGUUCAAAAUCUUUUUCUUGCAUCUGCUGGCGCCAUUAUGUACAUGUGAUAGAAUAUAAUUUCUCAAAAUGGGGAAGGAGAUCUGCUUUUUAUCUA
Molecule: messenger RNA, 3480 nt
Organism: Vitis riparia (riverbank grape)
Lineage: Eukaryota; Viridiplantae; Streptophyta; Magnoliopsida; Vitales; Vitaceae
Exons: 9
Coding region: 70-2835 (921 amino acids)
Molecular function (GO): protein binding
Source: RefSeq, a predicted model, not a curated record